Notodromas monacha is the source of this 2918-nucleotide messenger RNA. Lineage: Eukaryota; Metazoa; Arthropoda; Ostracoda; Podocopida; Cyprididae. The record is from the annotation of a GenBank genome assembly.
UUUUUUAUUGAUGACAGAAGGCUAUGCAUCUUUUUUGCAGAAGAAGAGACUUGAGAUGCCCCCGGCCGUUUUGAACGCGGUUGUUGCCGGGGACCCCGUGGACGAUUUAGUGUGUGGAUUUUGCGAAGAGCUUUUUAAAAACGCUGUGAGUGUUCCGUGUUGCGGCAGGCCGUUUUGUAGGGAUUGCGUGUCCAAGAUUUUCGACGCGGAUUCCAAAAGUGAAGGCAAAUGUCUGGCCUGUGGAGCUUCUUCCACUGACCCGUCUGUCGUCAUACCCAACAGAUUCUUCAGGAAGAAGGUUGAAGUAUUCUUGCAGAAGAAUCCCAACUACUCGGCGAAGAAGACCGUUUCUGAAAAGGUGCCUGAAGAAUCUCCGCGACCGGAUUCGAGACAAGAGAGGAGUUCGCGAUCGAAAUCCCCGGGAGAUGUCGUUGCUCACAAUGUCGGACACGCGGCGUCCUGUUCUCCUAUUUCUUCCAAGUCUGGAAGUCCGGACAGAGAAUCUCCUGAACGGGAACGCGAACGUGAACGGAAGCCAUUGGAAGGUUCGGUUCCGCCACCAGAAAUAGUUCCAGUUGUUCCGCCGCCAAUGCUGGACAUGAGCCAGCCGCCGCCAGUCAUCUUGCCGCCUGUGAUGCACGGCCUGGUACCGCCGGGGAUGCUGCCGCAUGGCCCACCUCCGAUGCUCAUGCGGGAGUCCAUGUUGGGCCCGCCGAUCGUUCAGCCGUCUGUGGAAGUCGUAGACGAUCCUUUGGCAAAGUUCAACGAGUUUCUGAGAGAACAAGAGCAGAGGAAGCAGAGAGCGAGGCGACGGUCUCCGUCACCCUAUUCCGACAGGAGACGACGAUACCGAUCACGCAGCAGAUCGAGAUCGAGGUCACGAUCCCCGGGGCGCCGUCGAAGACGUCGUGGUUCCCGAUCCUUUUCAAAGUCUCCUGACUUGUCGCCGUCUCGAAAACGGAGAAGUGGUAGUCCGUCGCAACCGGGGCCGCCAGGAACGUCCCCGCAACCCCUGCCGCCGCCGCAAAUGGGAAUACCGCCCCCACAAGUGCCCUUGAUGGGACAGUACGAUUUCCAAAGACAGGUUCCUGGAGAACCUGAGCGACAAUUCCAGUUGCCGUUUACGAUGUCCCGAUCUCGAGGCGGCAUGGAAAGACGGGACAGCGAGCUCUUCGAGCGCCGGAGACCAGAAGAGCGGGAUCGGGCCAGGGAGCGUUUCGAUCGGGACAGAGACCGACGUGAGAGGGAGUCGGAUAGGGAUCGAGACAGGGACCGAGAACGCGAACGGGAACAUCCGGAUAGAGAUCGGGAAAGAGGUCGAGAGCGGGACAGGGAGAGAGACAGGGAUCGGGAGAGAGACCGGAGUCGGCGAGAUCGGGACAAGCGGGAGAAGGAUCGGGAUCGGCGUGAACCCUCUGAAAAGCGGAAAAGAUCCCGUUCGAGAAGCAGGAGCCGUUCGAGACCCCGUCGUUCUACGAGCAAAUCCCGAUACACUUCCGAGAGGCGCCGAGGCGACUCCGCAGAAAGGCGGCACGGCGACUCGGCGAAACGAGAGCCCGGGGCGGAACUCGCGUCGCCCGAGCGGAAACGCGAAGAGGAAACCCCACGAGGUCGUUCUAAAUCCCGAUCGCCGCCUUCGAAGAGAGGCGAAGAGCAGCAGCAGCAGCCGCCGCCGCCGUUGGUUGAAUCGCGUACUGAAACUCCAGCGGCGCCGAAAGACGGUCGGAGAGCCAGAAGAGAACACAGUGGUGACCGAGAGAAGGAACAGCGGAAGUCGCGUCGGGAAAAGGCGGCGGAGAAGAAGGAGACGAGUGUUGAAAAGGAUGUUUCGGGGAAAGUUGCGUUGGAAGAAUCCAAGGAUCGGACGACUGCGCUGGUGAAGGACGCGUCGCCGUCGGUUGGAAGAGCCAAAGAAGAGGAGCCGAAAGAAAAGAUGGUCCAAGAAGUCAAGAAAGAUGCUGGGGUUCGCGAAAGAAUCGAGGCGCCCAAAAGACAGGAAUUGUCUUCGCUCGUGAUGAAAGCGGAAAUUGACCCGACGGGAACACGGAAACCCACGCGUCGAGUGAUGGUCCUGCAAAAGCAAGACUCCUCGACGAAAUUGGAACAAAAACAACUGCCCGUCGACAAUAAGGUCAGAGAGAAAUCGCCGAAAUCUCCGGCCGUCGUUUUGAACAAGAUCGCCGGAAACGGCGACGACGACGAAGCAGAAGACGGCGGCGCUGCCGCGGCCGCCUCAAUCCGUCGUCGCAACAAACGGGACUCCGCAUCGUCGUCUUCGUCGCCGGAACGCAAACGAGACAAAGACAAGAAGAAGAAGAAAAAGAAGGAGAAGGAAAGAGGCAAGAAAAAGCGUCCGAAGGUGAAGUCUAAGGAAGACUCGGGGACCGAGGAAAUCAAGAGGGCGUCUGUCGAAGAGGCGGAAUUCAAGCCGGACUACGAGGACGACCCCAGCGACGCCUCUGACGACGACGACGGCGGCCACAGUGACGACUCUAGAACCGUGUCGAAGCGUCGGAAAAAGGCGAAACGCGGCAAGUCGAAGAAGAAGACUCAUCGUCGUCACGCCAAGAAGCACAAGACUCGGGACGGAACGUCGAGGAAGAAAAAGAAGCGGAAGAAGAUGGUGUCGAGUGAUGAGUCGUCUUCGGGGCCGCCGACGUCGGAUUCUUCCGGAUCCGACGACUCGUCCAAUGAUGACGGAAGUGAGGAUGAGAAGCCGGAAGACGGAUCGAGUAUCGCGGAAAAGCGGAAACGGUCUCCGUCGUCUUCUGAUGAAAUCCCCAAGAAGAAGAAGAAGAAAAAGAAGAACAAGUGAAGCCUGUGGAAAAGAUGGAAAAAUAACUGGGCGCAGUAUUUUGCUCUUCAUGGGACGUGUUUCUUCCCUUUUUUUUAAUGGAAAUAGUCCUUGAUGCGAUGGA